Cucumis sativus (cucumber) is the source of this 1965-nucleotide messenger RNA. Its product is annotated as protein NAR1-like. NCBI's taxonomy places the organism in Eukaryota, Viridiplantae, Streptophyta, Magnoliopsida, Cucurbitales, Cucurbitaceae. The record is from RefSeq and is a predicted model, not a curated record. Gene Ontology annotation, cellular component: cytosol. Gene Ontology annotation, molecular function: 4 iron, 4 sulfur cluster binding.
UUUCUUGUAUUGAUGCAGUUGUGAUUCCUUUUGUGUGCCUAGCUACUGGGUUCUUCUUUAUUUGUUUUGUUAACUCCGAAUUGGGUGUUUAGGAGAUGUCUGAGAAAUUCUCGGCAACAUUGAGGAUAGGGGAUCUGAAUGAUUUCAUAGCACCUUCUCAGGCAUGCAUAGUUUCUCUCAAGGGGCUUAAAGCCACUGCCACGAAGCCGGAUAAAGUUGAGGUUUCGGCUUCUAGGAUGCAAUUGAAAGCAGAACCAGUUAAGAUUUCACUGAAGGAUUGCUUAGCAUGCAGUGGUUGUGUAACAUCAGCUGAGACUGUCAUGCUGGAGAAGCAAAGUUUGGACGAAUUUCUUUCCAACUUAAACAAAGGAAAGGUUGUAAUUGUCUCAUUAUCACCACAAUCCAGAGCUUCACUUGCUGUCCAUUUUGGUAUCUCUCCCUUGAAGGUUUUCAAGAAACUGACGACAUUUUUUAAGUCCAUGGGAGUGAAAGCUAUAUUUGAUACAAGUUGCAGUAGAGAUUUAACCUUAAUUGAAGCUUGCAAUGAGUUCAUAGCAAGGUAUAGAAACAGCCAGCAAGACAAUGAAGAAAAAUGCAAGUCAUCAGUUCCUAUGAUAUCGUCAGCAUGCCCAGGAUGGAUAUGCUAUGCUGAGAAGCAACAUGGAUCCUACAUUUUGCCUUACAUAUCAUCAGUGAAGAGUCCUCAGCAAAUGAUUGGAUCAAUAGUCAAGCAUCAUAUGUGCCAAAAGUUGGGUAUUAGGUCAGAUGAUGUUUACCAUGUUACUGUGAUGCCCUGUUAUGAUAAGAAACUGGAGGCAGCCAGGGAGGAUUUUGUUUUUCAGUUGGACUCGGCAACAACUCUGGAGGCUGAGGCCCACAGAAUCACAGAAGUAGAUUCAGUAUUGACAUCUGGUGAAGUUCUAGAAUUGAUACAGAUGAAAGAGGUGGAUUUUAAGAGCUUAGAAGAAUCCCCUUUGGAUAGAAUGCUGACUAAUGUUAAUGAAGAAGGGCAUCUUUUUGGAGUUAGUGGAAGUUCUGGUGGUUAUGCAGAAACAAUUUUUAGGCAUGCUGCAAAGAUACUCUUUGGCAAAGAUAUUGAAGGCCCUUUGGAAUUCAAACUUAUUCGAAAUUCAGAUUUCCAGGAGCUCACGCUUGAGGUGGAAGGGAAGACUUUGUUGAAGUUUGCACUAUGUUAUGGAUUCGAAAUCACAAAUGUUGUCAGAAUAAAAACAGGAAAAUGUGACUACCAUUUUCUGGAGAUUAUGGCUUGCCCUUCAGGUUGUCUAAAUGGAGGGGGUCAAAUUAAACCCAAGCCUGGACAAUCAAAGGACUUGAUUGAGUUAUUAGAAGCUGCUUAUCAGGAAAACGUUUUAAUGAGAGAUCCUUUUGAUAAUCCGGUGGUGAAAGAAAUUUACAAGGAGUGGCUGGAGGAACCAGGUUCAGAGAAGGCAAAGAAGCAUUUGCACACUGAAUACCACCCAGUGGUAAAAAGCAUUACUGCUCAACUCCACAACUGGUAACAAAAUACCACUCUUAACCAUAGAAUUUUGUAGCACAAAAGCUGAAAACUAGAUGAAUUAUAACCGAGUUUUGGAGAGAUUUAUGCCUCAUGCUUUGCUGUGAAUGCGAUAGUCACCUGUGGUUCACUCCUGGAAAGAGAAGGCCCAAUUUUGAUAGAAUUUAACACUUGAAAAUGUAAUUCUUGUUCUUCCACCUCACCUAAAUUGGCCUCUGCAGGUCUUCAUCCUGUACAUGAUCUGUAUUUAUGUUGUAAGAUAGAAGAAGAAAAAGGAAAUAGUUUGAUUUCUUGUUACAAUUUUUUAUAACCAGUGUUUUUUUUCUUUUCUUUUUGGUAUUUAUUAUUGUUUUGUUUUUCUUCUUUAUGAAUAAACAUACUCAAACAUACUCUCUGUUGAUGAAGAAGAUUCAACUGUCUAAAUAUAUUGUUGAGCGAAUGUCCUAUUU